AAAACAGAAAAGGAGUUACAUAUAAAAAGCCCAAUCGGAGAACUACUUAAAAUUUAAAGUUUUAUUAAAAAAUUCAGACAACUAAAUUUAACCCCUUUACUACAAAUUCUGGCCACGUUCAUGUUCUAAAAAAAAGUGACCGUACACCUACACACGAUUCGCAUAAGAAGUAAACAGUAAACAAUUUUAGCGAAAUACGAGAUGCGAAUCAUAAAAUGCCGCAUUUGCUCAGGACCAGAGGCACCAAUUAAUAUCUUUGACCCUGGAAAUGGUCACCUAGUACGUCAAAUUCUCUCUAUUACAGGAGUCGAGCUGAGCUGCCACAAAGAAAUAUCCUGCUAUAUGUGCAUGGUUUGCCUUGGCGACCUGGAGUCGGCCAUUAAAUUCCGCCAGCGCUGUAUAAUUUCCGAAAAACAGAAUCUGGAGAGGAUUGACACCGCCAGCAAGGGUUACCUCAACGAACCGAUCCUGCAGGAGGAUAUUGAUGAUGACCAAAUCGAGCUUACACUGGAUGAAUCUAUUUUGAUACCUGAAAUUAAAGAACUUCCACAGGCUGCUGGAGAAGUCUCAGCGCCUAUAAGUGCAAAGCUCCCAAUAUCCAUCGUCAAAGCUGAUCCCUAUGUUUGCGAAGAGUGUGGAAAGACGAUCAACAACAGGGCUAACUUCCAGGAACACAAGCUCCGGCACAAGGGCAUAAAGGAUUUCCGAUGCCACUUUGGGGAAUGCGGAAAAUGUUUUUCCACCAGAAAGGAACUAAUGCACCACAACCGUAGUCACAAGGGCGUGCAGCCUUACGUGUGCAUCUACUGUCCGCGUCGAUUCUCCAACAAGAGUUCCCGCCAGGAGCACCAUCGACGCCACACGAAUGAGCGACGCUUUCAGUGCGAUGUUUGUGAGAAAAGUUUUGUAAGCUCCGAAUGUCUUAACAAGCACAAAUUGACUCACAUCUCCGAUUGGAAAUACUAAUGGGCAUUUUCAAUAUGAUCAACUCAAUACCCAUUGUUUUUACAGACCCUUCUUUUUUAGUUGAUACAUUUGGCAAAAGAACUUCCAGCGGAUCUUCCACCUGAUGACCCACUUGUCUACCAGUAUUCAUAAGAAAAGAACAGUGCAGACGGUCUGCAUCUGAAAGACGUAUAUAAU
Molecule: messenger RNA, 1143 nt
Organism: Drosophila ficusphila
Lineage: Eukaryota; Metazoa; Arthropoda; Insecta; Diptera; Drosophilidae
Product: oocyte zinc finger protein XlCOF7.1
Exons: 3
Coding region: 202-966 (254 amino acids)
Biological process (GO): regulation of transcription by RNA polymerase II
Cellular component (GO): nucleus
Molecular function (GO): zinc ion binding; RNA polymerase II cis-regulatory region sequence-specific DNA binding; DNA-binding transcription factor activity
Source: RefSeq, a predicted model, not a curated record